AUGGAAGAAGGCUUCCGAGACCGGGCAGCGUUCAUCCGUGGGGCCAAAGACAUCGCCAAAGAAGUCAAGAAGCACGCGACCAAAAAGGUGGUGAAGGGCCUGGACAGGGUCCAGGAUGAAUAUUCUCGAAGGUCUUACUCCCGAUUUGAGGAGGAAGAUGAUGACGAUGACUUCCCGGCCCCUGCUGGUGGCUACUACCGCGGAGAAGGGGCCCAGGAUGAGGAGGAAGGCGGCGCUUCCAGUGAUGCCACUGAGGGCCACGAUGAGGAUGAUGAGAUCUACGAGGGGGAAUAUCAGGGCAUUCCCAGGGCAGAAUCUGGGGGCAAAAGCGAACGGAUGGCAGAUGGGGCACCCUUGGCUGGAGUAAGAGGAGGUUUGAGUGAUGGGGAGGGUCCUCCUGGGGGUCGCGGGGAGGCACAGCGGCGGAAAGACCGGGAAGAAUUGGCUCAGCAGUAUGAAACCAUCCUCCGGGAGUGUGGCCAUGGCCGCUUCCAGUGGACACUCUACUUCGUGCUGGGUCUGGCGCUGAUGGCAGAUGGCGUCGAGGUCUUUGUGGUGGGCUUUGUGCUGCCCAGUGCUGAGAAAGAUAUGUGCCUGUCUGACUCCAACAAAGGCAUGCUGGGCCUCAUUGUGUACCUAGGCAUGAUGGUGGGAGCCUUCCUGUGGGGCGGCCUGGCUGACCGGCUGGGUCGGAGGCAGUGUCUGCUCAUCUCGCUCUCAGUCAACAGUGUCUUCGCCUUCUUCUCGUCCUUCGUCCAGGGUUACGGCACUUUCCUCUUCUGCCGCCUCCUUUCUGGGGUUGGGAUUGGCGGUUCCAUCCCCAUUGUCUUCUCCUAUUUUUCGGAGUUUCUGGCCCAGGAGAAGCGUGGGGAACAUUUGAGCUGGCUCUGCAUGUUCUGGAUGAUCGGCGGGGUGUAUGCGGCUGCAAUGGCCUGGGCCAUCAUUCCCCACUACGGGUGGAGUUUCCAGAUGGGCUCGGCUUACCAGUUCCACAGCUGGAGGGUCUUCGUCCUCGUCUGUGCCUUCCCCUCUGUGUUUGCCAUCGGGGCUCUGACUACGCAGCCAGAGAGUCCCCGCUUCUUCCUAGAGAACGGGAAGCACGAUGAAGCCUGGAUGGUGCUGAAGCAGGUUCACGACACCAACAUGCGAGCCAAGGGCCAUCCCGAGCGGGUCUUCUCAGUCACCCACAUUAAAACGAUUCAUCAGGAGGACGAAUUGAUUGAGAUUCAGUCGGACACAGGGACCUGGUACCAGCGCUGGGGAGUCCGGGCUUUGAGCCUGGGGAGUCAGGUGUGGGGAAACUUCCUCUCCUGCUUCAGUCCGGAGUACCGGCGGAUCACGCUAAUGAUGAUGGGUGUGUGGUUCACCAUGUCCUUCAGCUACUACGGUCUGACUGUCUGGUUCCCUGACAUGAUCCGCCAUCUCCAGGCUGUGGACUAUGCAGCUCGAACCAAAGUGUUUCCAGGGGAGCGUGUAGAGCAUGUGACAUUUAACUUCACGCUGGAGAAUCAGAUCCACCGAGGGGGGCAGUACUUCAAUGACAAGUUCAUCGGGCUGCGUCUGAAGUCAGUGUCCUUUGAGGAUUCCCUAUUUGAGGAGUGUUACUUCGAAGACGUCACGUCCAGCAACACAUUCUUCCGCAACUGCACGUUCAUCAACACCGUGUUCUAUAACACUGACCUGUUUAAGUACAAGUUUGUGAACAGUCGUCUGGUAAACAGCACAUUCCUGCACAAUAAGGAAGGUUGCCCACUCGACGUGACAGGAACCGGUGAAGGUGCCUACAUGGUGUACUUUGUCAGCUUCUUGGGGACGUUGGCUGUGCUUCCUGGAAAUAUCGUGUCUGCCCUACUCAUGGACAAGAUUGGCAGGCUCAGAAUGCUUGCUGGUUCCAGUGUGAUGUCCUGUGUUUCCUGCUUCUUCCUAUCUUUCGGGAACAGCGAGUCAGCCAUGAUCGCUCUGCUCUGUCUUUUUGGGGGGGUCAGCAUUGCAUCCUGGAACGCGCUGGACGUGCUGACUGUUGAACUCUACCCGUCGGACAAGAGGACCACCGCCUUUGGCUUCCUCAAUGCCCUGUGCAAGCUGGCAGCAGUUCUGGGGAUCAGCAUCUUCACAUCCUUUGUGGGAAUCACCAAGGCUGCUCCUAUCCUCUUUGCCUCAGCUGCCCUUGCUCUUGGUAGCUCUCUGGCCCUGAAGCUGCCGGAGACCCGGGGGCAGGUACUCCAGUGA
Molecule: messenger RNA, 2229 nt
Organism: Arvicola amphibius (Eurasian water vole)
Lineage: Eukaryota; Metazoa; Chordata; Mammalia; Rodentia; Cricetidae
Gene: Sv2a
Product: synaptic vesicle glycoprotein 2A
Exons: 12
Coding region: 1-2229 (742 amino acids)
Biological process (GO): transmembrane transport; chemical synaptic transmission
Cellular component (GO): membrane
Molecular function (GO): transmembrane transporter activity
Source: RefSeq, a predicted model, not a curated record